Bipolaris sorokiniana ND90Pr is the source of this 533-nucleotide messenger RNA. RefSeq lists its product as uncharacterized. Lineage: Eukaryota; Fungi; Ascomycota; Dothideomycetes; Pleosporales; Pleosporaceae. The transcript has 2 exons. The coding region runs from base 39 to 422 and encodes 127 amino acids. The record is from RefSeq and is a predicted model, not a curated record.
ACGAAGCCAGCCACUCAUAUUCUUCCCUCAUUCAAGCAAUGCUUCCUCCCCACGCGUUUAGUUCGUCUUCUCCUGUACCUGGCCCUAGUCAGGCAACUGCCACACCUUCUUUGUCUCGGCCUUCUUGGACAAGGCAGGAUGUGUUAGCUCUUGGUGGUGUUUGCCUAGCUAUGAUCACUGUGUUAGUCGCAUUAUUAGGUGUCUUGAUGUCCCCGCUCAGUCUACGCAAGUGGCUGCGCAGACCGUUUUAUUGGAUCACACGACGGCUGUGGCCCAAUACGGAAUACUUACCCCUGUCAUCGCCGUCGUCUUAUUCACCAAUGAUCAUCGAGAAUUGGAAAAAUACAGAUCCGAGAGCGGUACGCCAACUAUGGCAGGAACUUUACAAUGAGUCGCUGAGGGUGAGGCGUGGGGGAUUCUGAUGGCGAAUAAAAAGAACUGGAUACAAUACAAUAUAGUACGAUUUGGAUGGUUGCCUGGAUAGAGUAGGAGGCGAGACUUUGUGCGACGCAUAUUAUGGGUAUUUAUUUGGC